CAACAAGCAGUUCGCGUGUGACGGCAUUAGAUAAGCUGAGCACAGCUCAGCACAGGUGCUAUAAAAGGGGUGUGAAUCCACCGAAGACUAAAGAGUUAUUCUUUUUUUUUCUUUUUGGCAAAUAUAAAAUGAGGUUUGUUAAUCCAUUGCUGAUGCUGCUCUUGGCUAUUCUCAACGACUGUGGCUGCAAGCGUAUGUGGGAGCACGAACUCUUAGAGGCCCAUGUAUACAGCUCAGAUGAGAGCAAAGUCAAACUGAAUCUAUAUGUGAACCGAGUGGGUCGCGAUCUUGUUGGAUUCUCGGGCACCGUGGAUUGGAAUUUCGAUGCGGACAAUGAAGCGAUGUUUGAAUUAGGGUUCUAUCGCAGUGCCAACGGCAACGACUAUCGUCCCAUGCCAUUUUCGAUUUCAAAUAAAUACUUUAAGGACUACAAGACCUUAUACGACGAUAUCAUUUAUAUCAACUUGAAAGAUUGCUCAAAUUUGCCCCAAAUCGAAGGCGACUAUUUGAUACCAUGGCCCAGGAAUUUGUACACGUUUAACAAUUGUAAUUUCCACAAAGGUGUUCUACCGGAAGUAGUAGCUGAAGGCACGUAUAAGACUGUGUUUGCAUUUUUCGGCGAGGUAAACUGGAAUGUGACUUUUAUUUUUUAUGUAAGACCAAAGCUUCUCUGAGCCAAGUCCUUAGAAAA
Drosophila mojavensis is the source of this 691-nucleotide messenger RNA. RefSeq lists its product as uncharacterized. The record is from RefSeq and is a predicted model, not a curated record. The coding region runs from base 129 to 674 and encodes 181 amino acids. The transcript is spliced from 3 exons. Lineage: Eukaryota; Metazoa; Arthropoda; Insecta; Diptera; Drosophilidae.